UUGACGACAAGAGUUUCCUUUAAUUUUCUUUUCAUUCAAAUAACUCUACCUUUUGAAACUUUCUUGCUUUCUAGACUUGGAACAGCGAAUGAAAACAAAGGGCGUAGAAAUUGUGCCGUACAAGUAUAGUAACUACUUAAAUCUUGCUGCUCUGUGUUCAAUACAGCACAACUGGUAAACCAUAAUUCAUAUCUGAAAAAUCCUAAUGGGUGGUUACUUUCUCAAAAUCUUGUUUGCAUUGUUAGUGUGCUUUUUGCAUACUGAAAUAUCCAUUCUUGGAUUGAACUCUACAUCGGAGAUCUCACGUGUGAAAUGCAUUGAAAGUGAGAGACAAGCCCUCCUCAACUUCAAACGUGGCCUUGUAAAUGACUCUGGCAUGCUCUCUACAUGGAGGGAUGAUGAAAAUAACAGAGAUUGUUGCAAAUGGAAAGGCCUUCAAUGCAAUAAUGAAACAGGUCACGUCUACAUGCUUGAUCUUCAUGGUCACUACCCACAACGUUUGUCAGGUCUAAUCAAUAUUUCUUCAUUGAUUGACUUGCAAAAUAUUGAAUAUUUGAAUCUUAGCAAUAAUGAUUUUGAAGGGAGUUACAUCCCAAAAUUUAUGGGCUCGUUCACCAACUUAAAAUAUCUUGAUCUAUCAUGGUCGAGGUUUGGUGGGAGAAUUCCUUAUGAAUUGGGGAAUCUCUCAAAGUUGGAGUAUCUUGAUCUUAAAUGGAAUUCUCUUGAUGGAGCAAUACCUUCUCAACUAGGGAAGCUUACAAGUUUACAGCAUCUAGAUCUAAGCCUAAAUUCUCUUAGUGGAGAAAUCCCUUCUGAAGUAGGGGUGCUUACAAGCUUACAACAUCUAGAUCUAAGUGGAAAUUCUCUUCGUGGAGAAAUCCCUUCUGAAGUAGGGAAGCUUACAAGCUUACGACACUUAGAGAUCUAAUCUUCAAUUCUUUUCGUGGAGAAAUCCAUUCUAACGUAGGGAUGCUUACAAGCUUGCAACAUCUAGAUCUGAGUGGAAAUUCUCUUCUUGGAGAAAUCCCUUCUGAAGUAGGGAAGCUUACAGCCUUACGAUAUCUAGAUCUAAGUUAUAAUGUGGCUAUUCAUGGAGAGAUCCCUUAUCACUUUAAAAACCU
Messenger RNA from Glycine soja, 1121 nucleotides. RefSeq names its product receptor-like protein EIX1. Gene Ontology annotation, molecular function: protein binding. The coding region runs from base 206 to 928 and encodes 240 amino acids. The transcript has a single exon. The record is from RefSeq and is a predicted model, not a curated record. Lineage: Eukaryota; Viridiplantae; Streptophyta; Magnoliopsida; Fabales; Fabaceae.